AUGCCUCCUAGUGGCCCACAGGCCCGGGCCGGGGACGGCGGCAGGGCGGCGGGCCUGCCGCGGCUCGACGUGUCGCUGGCCGAGUCCGAGUAUCGCGAGCAGCGCCACAGCCACCGCCGCCAGCAGUCGCUGCAGAGCCUCCACGCUGGGGGACCUGGUGGCAACAACAACAACAACAACAACAACAACAACAACAACAAUAGCCCACUGCCUUCACCGCUCUCGCCCGCCUUCAGCAGAGACGAUCGGCCGCCGCCGCCGUACCUGGCGUCGAUGCCGUCCUCGCCCUCCUACAGCCACGCCUCGUUCGCGCCCCUCGACCCCACCCAGAAGCAGGAGCUGCUCGGCGGCGGCGAUACAGCCUCGCCGCGGCAGGCCAGCCCGACGUACCUGAGCCCCUACGGCGGUGGCGGCGGGGCCAGCCCGGGUGGUGGCGGCGGCAGCGGGUAUAGCAACAGCACUGAAUGGAUCCCCAUGCAGCGGCCCCUCCCGCCGCUGGGGGCGGUGGCGGCCGCGCAGUCAAAGAGGCGGAGGCGGCUGCGCAUGGUGGCUUUCUGCAUAGCUCCCCUGCUGCUGUUCAUCCUUGCUGGGGUGCUAGUCAUUGUGCUGGGCAUCGUGCGUCCCAGCACCAAGCCGGCUUGA
This is a messenger RNA of Gaeumannomyces tritici R3-111a-1, 642 nucleotides long. RefSeq lists its product as hypothetical. The coding region runs from base 1 to 642 and encodes 213 amino acids. NCBI's taxonomy places the organism in Eukaryota, Fungi, Ascomycota, Sordariomycetes, Magnaporthales, Magnaporthaceae. The transcript has a single exon. The record is from RefSeq and is a predicted model, not a curated record.